AUGUCAGGAAAACGUACUCGAUCUGCUGGUGGCAUGCAGUCUCCAGAGAAGAAGAAGCAAGCUGGAGAGCAUAUCACAAAAACUGUUUCGGAAUUUUAUGAACGGGAGGAUCAGGAGGCGCUGUCAAUGACUAUGGCAUCAAUUGAAGAGUCUUUUGUGGAGCAUUCGCAAAUGUUUAGACAAAAGCUUAUCGACUCCAGUUGUGGUUCAGUUAAACUGCCAGAAGCAUCAAGUUUCGAAGAAUCGCUGCUUUCACUAUUCAUAACACUGCGACGAUUAAAUCGUUUGGCGCAAUACCGAAAUCGACAAAUUCGUGACCGAGUAAAUCGAGAGCGUGCUGUUGUCGAAGAACGAUUUCUUCAGCUACAAAACGUUAGGAGUGAAAUUGAGCACUUGCAGAAGGAGAUUGAUCGCUGUUACGACUUCAGAUCAGCUGAUGAAGAUAUUGAAAUGGUUUCACUAGAAGAAUUCUAUGCAAAUGCACCAGCAAAUAUCUCGAAAGAGGAAAUCACUCGUAAGGAUCAACACCGGCAACAUCUGGCCCGAUUAAACUGGGAGAUGGAGGAGCGUAAGAAUUUGGUUGGAACUUUGCAAGAACGAGAAGGACGAAAAAAUGUACUUAUUACUGAUAUUACAACAAAGGAACAUCGACUAAAGUCGUUGAAACCACGUAUAGAAGCCGUGAUUGAGGCAGCGAGACCGGUGCAAGAACUGAUGGGACUGACGUGUAAUCCUAUUGAUAUUGAGAAGGAACGCGUAUUGUCUCUAUUGCCUCAGGAGCUUUCUGUAAUCGCCAUACAGGUUGAGGCUUACUGUGAUAUUGUUAAAGAAGCAGGAAUAAUACUAAAAUGCAAAGGUGAUUACGAAAGUACUGUGAAAUUUCUGGAAAAUCGACAGCGAGCUUGCGAAAUAAUUGAAGACGCCGAUGAUGAGGAUAGUCAGGAUGAUGUGAACGGAAAGCAGUCACCAUCGGCACGUCAUGAUAAAAGAAAGCAUGUGACCAUGAAAGAAUUGAUUGCUGAAAGAAAGGAUGCCAUUGUUGCUCCUCAUCCUAUUCAUAUUGAAAUGGAAAUCGCUUGCCAGGACGAUAUCUGUGUAACCCUUGUGCUGCAGUUCAUUCCGGGUUUGCGUUCGGUUGGAGUAAUGGUAAGGCUGAGUCGAACACCCACAUCAGCUUAUGGAAGUGCAUUCUUUGAUGAAUCCCUUCUCUCCGAAUUAUUUGAUGGCGACGAUGGAAAUAAGUGUGCCAGUAGUGCGGGGCAAGCCAAAUUGGAUCAGUUAGAGAUUUCUGUGGCUGAUUUGGAACCUAAAAUUGGUCGAUUCUAUGCAUUUGCUCAGAAAAUGGCUGGUAUAAAUGAUCAAGUCCCGUCAAAAAAUCCUCAGUUAUAUGAAAUUUUACAUUCUGUGGUUGGAAAGAUCAGGUCACGUAUACAUUCAAGAUGCGUUCUGGCUCGAAUCACUCAUUCUCUUCAUACUUUGAAAGUAUUCGAUGUUUUAAAAAGCCGGAAUGAUUUCCCCGAUAAUGUCUGUGCAAAAUUGACCGGUUUUCGAAUGAUUACAGCUGAGCAAUUCUUCGAAUAUGAAGCUGUAACGGAAGAAUAUCAAAAACUGAUAGAAUUUGAACGAGGAACAAAUAUUAAUAAACAAUUUUACUUUUCUGCAACAGUUGAAAGAGAUCCAGGAGCCAAACUUCAUGCUUUAAUAUUUGUUGAUGUGAAAUAUCCGAAGGUAAAACCAAUUUUUAUCCUGAGUUUUACGCUGGAUAACGCGGACACUUCUUCAUCAUUCAAUAGCAGUCUUAUUCACGUGGAGCGGAUUUUGAAUGCUGAUUUUACAACUUAUGUAACGUGUGAUGAUCCGAAUAGUAUUCUGGAGGCGCAGAUAGCGUUCUUAAUUUCGCGCUUCGAUAUUCUUCUUGAAUGCGGUAGUGCUGCAAAUAGUUCUGGGCAAUUCAAUCGUGAACAUCUUUUCUCCCGUCCAUAUAGGGGUCGCGAUCAUCAGCUCCCACUAUAUUAUCAGAAAAACAUGAAUGCAUUUACAUUCCGUUCGUAA
Cercopithifilaria johnstoni is the source of this 2052-nucleotide messenger RNA. NCBI's taxonomy places the organism in Eukaryota, Metazoa, Nematoda, Chromadorea, Rhabditida, Onchocercidae. The record is from the annotation of a GenBank genome assembly.